CGUCCAGUUGCCCUCCUUCUGAGUCACACGCGACAUAUUGAGGUCAGACAGACAUUCGUGAACAUCUCGACCGAAGAAGACCCUCCUUAUAAGACACCACAAGAGAUUUUUGUUCGCUGUAACCUGAUUGUGGUUUAGAUUUUUUUUUUUCCUCGGUGGAAAGGUGGAGGUUGGAUUCAGACAGACACAAGAAUCAUCUCUUGGCGACUAGGCCUGCAGGUUCACCUCGGAAAACAGCCAGUGGGCCGCACCAAAAACUACCACAAGUCAAAGAAAUAACAAGAAGAGGAGAAGUUUGGGAGAGCUUAAGUAGUUUAGGUGUUUUUAUUUUAAUUUUAGCAGUCUGUGUAGGUGUUGAACCCCGAUGGAUUACAUGGACAGUGGACUGAGAUACACCCCAAAGUCGGACAAAGACUGGGACACCAAUGUCCAGUUCCUGCCAGCAUCGGAUAACAAAAAGCUUGAGAAGAAGAAGGGUCCAGGGAAAGUUGGGGCUGUGAUUGGUGUGGUCAUCUUCGCUCUUGUUGUUGCGCUUAUGACCGGACUGCUGGUCUGGCACUUCCACUUUCGUAAAGAUGUGCGGUACAAGAGGAUGUACAGUGGCUCCAUGCGAAUCACCAACCAGGUGUUCGAAGAGGCAUACGAGAACUCUAACAGCUCAGAGUUCAAGGCGCUGGCAAAGCAGGUGACAUCACAGCUUAAAGCCAUCUAUUCCAAAAGUCCACAGUUGGCCAAAUACUAUGUUGGUUCUACAGUUCAGGCUUUCAGUGAAGGCAGUGUUAUUGCCUACUACCUCUCUGAGUUCAAUGUUCCUGCGGGCCAAGAAGCAUCUGUCGACCAAGCCAUGUCUACGAUGGAGAAGCUGGUGGAAAAAGAGCAGCGUACCCUGUACAGACCUGGCAACUCACUCUCUUUACAAGAUGUGCGGUCCUCAGUGCUUGAUGAACGGCUGCUCUCAACAUCAUUCAGCAGUUAUUUCAGUUUUUCAGAACAUACAAGGACCAAUCACAUAGAGCAGAUCCAGUCCCCUGGCUUCCCAGACAAACCUUACCCCCCCAACACCUUCAUCCAGUGGCAGCUGAGAGCAGACCCCGGCUAUGUCAUCAAACUUGAAUUUGAUACAAUGAAUCUGGAAGAGGUAUGCAAGAAUGACUUUGUCAAAAUCUACGACUCCUUGGUGGCCAUUGAGACCCGCGUUAUGGAAGAGAUGUGUGGAUACUACUCACCUAGUGAGCCACUGACAUUUCUGUCAUCUGGCAAUGUCAUGCUGGUGAUGAUGGCCUCAAAUGACAAGAAGAACUACCCUGGUUUUAGAGCAACAGUCUCACAAGUCCGACGUGGAAGUAAAGGAACAACAUGUGGUGGCCAGUUGACAGGUGAAAAAGGCAGCUUCUCUUCUCCCAGCUUCCCAAAUUAUUAUCCUCCUCGAACUUCAUGCCAGUGGACAAUCCAGGUCCCUGAUGGUAAAGCGGUGAAGGUGACAUUCAGAAAGUUCCUCAUGACUGAGCACGGGCAGGAAAACAGUAAAGACUGUCGCAAAGACUACGUGGAGGUCAAUGGAAAGAAACUGUGUGGAGACAAGCCUGAUGGAACAGUGACAGAAACCAGCAGCACCAACAAAAUGAGUGUGGUGUUUUUCUCCGAUGACUCCUAUGUGGACCGAGGUUUUAAUGCAACAUAUGAGGCCAUUGACGUUAAAGACCCUUGUCCAAAGCAGUUCCAAUGCAAAAAUCAGCAGUGCAUUAACAAAGACCUCAGGUGUGAUGGCUGGAAUGACUGUGGAGACAUGAGUGAUGAAUUAAACUGCAAGUGCAAUUCAAAGGACAUCACCUGUAAAAAUGGGUUGUGUAAGCCCAUGUUCUGGAAAUGUGAUGGUGUAGAUGACUGUGGAGACCGCACAGAUGAGUUGAACUGUGGUGGAUGCAAAUCUGGACAAAUAACGUGUAAGAAUAAUAAAUGUGUUUCCGAAAAAAAUCGCUGUGACGGCACGGACGACUGUGGGGAUGGGUCAGAUGAGCUUGAAUGUGGGAGAAGCACUGAUGCAAGAUGCACUGAUCUUACAUAUAGAUGUAAAAACAAUAAAUGCAUCAGUAAAGUGAACCCAGAAUGUGACGGGACACAGGACUGUGAAGAUGGAUCUGAUGAGGAGAAUUGCGAUUGUGGGAGGAGUAUGUUCAAGACGUCACGUAUUGUGGGCGGUCAGGAUGCAGAAGCAGGGGAGUUUCCCUGGCAGGUCAGCCUCCAUGUGAAAGGUUUUGGCCAUGUGUGCGGAGCGUCCAUCAUCGGUCGACGCUGGCUGGUUACUGCUGCCCACUGCGUGCAAGAUGACGGCAGAACAAGAUUCUCCCAGCCCGGCACUUGGGAAGCUAACCUCGGCAUGCACAGCCAGCAGCAGACUGGAAAUCCCGUGGUGAAGAGGAACUUGAAGCAGAUCAUACCCCACCCUAACUACAAUGACUUCACCUUUGACAAUGACAUUGCCCUGAUGGAGCUGGACAGUCCUGUCACCUACUCUGAUUACAUCAAGCCAAUCUGCUUGCCGGCUCCCCAACACGAUUUUCCAAGUGGGAGCACUGUGUGGAUCACUGGAUGGGGUGCCACUCGAGAAGGAGGAUUUGCUGCAAAAGUGCUCCAAAAGGCCCAGGUCCGAAUCAUCAACCACACAGUGUGUAACGAUUUGAUGGGAGGGCAAAUCACAUCUCGGAUGAUGUGUGCUGGAGUGCUGAGCGGAGGAGUCGAUGCUUGUCAGGGUGACUCUGGCGGCCCUCUGUCCAGUCCAUCUACAAGUCGUAUGUUCCUGGCAGGAGUGGUCAGUUGGGGUGAUGGCUGUGCCCGCAGAAACAAACCUGGCAUCUACACAACAGUCACCAAAUACCGUGGCUGGAUCAAAGAGAAGACGGGAGUGUAGACGACUGCAGAAUAGUCGGACUCAGGCCUUAUUGACAUUAACACAGAUUGAUGACCAUUUUUUGCUUUGCCACUCUGACUUUUCAGCUGAAGUAGUGGCCUUGACUCCCAGUCGCAGCUGCAGUGGAAAAUGCACUGUUUGCUUGAAGAGCAAUUUCAACACAUUUUAUGUCUACUGUGAUUUUUAUGAGGGUGGGGUUGAUGAAAUGUUUUUAAAUGUAAAUAAAUGUUUUAUUUUUGUGUUUUUUUGCUGUUGUUUUAGUGUAUUUUGAUGGAGAACAAUGUUAUGUGCUGCACAUGAAAUAGAUUUUAGGUGUGAUUGUUACACAUGUACAUAAAUGGAAAUGUGCAUCCUUGUACUCUGUGUUGUCCUGUGUUUUAUCAGUAUAUGUAACAAUUUCCCACCAUGUUUUGUUGUUGUCUUUGUUCUAAAUUUUAUAAAUUUAAAACAAAAUGACAGUACGCUCAUUCCACCUUACCUCCUAUGGCUUGGUAUCUUACAAAUUAUAUCAUUUAUUUUUACUCCAGCAGAAAUCCCUGAGAAGUAAAUGAUAUGAAUGUUCACUAGCAUUAGCCUUGUUAUCAUGCACAGCAUUUCAUUUUAACAGCUGUGAACUGCUUUUCUAUCAGCAUAAAAAAACAGCAUAUUAUAGUAGGUUUUGUUUGAGUUCCAUCUCUCAUGUUUAAUACAAUGUUAUGACCUCUAUUUUAUUCAGCACAAAAUCAGUACUCAUGACAGUUCAGUCCAUCUCAAAUCUGUAAAUGUGUGUUUUAUAGCAGAUGUUUUUAAAUAAAAUAUGUCUAAUA
Molecule: messenger RNA, 3714 nt
Organism: Epinephelus moara (kelp grouper)
Lineage: Eukaryota; Metazoa; Chordata; Actinopteri; Perciformes; Serranidae
Gene: st14a
Product: ST14 transmembrane serine protease matriptase a
Exons: 19
Coding region: 365-2908 (847 amino acids)
Biological process (GO): proteolysis; acrosome reaction
Cellular component (GO): membrane
Molecular function (GO): serine-type endopeptidase activity; protein binding
Source: RefSeq, a predicted model, not a curated record